AUGCCGAGGAAGCACCUGGGAUCACCAGAACAAGCAAGUUUCGAACUGCCGUCUUUACCCCCAUGGAGGACGCCCAAAAUCAAAAUAUUACACCAUACUCCCAGCAAAGGGCGCUCGCUGCUAGACGACCGCGACAUCUUCGACUCGCCUAACGAGCCUGCCAAGGACCCUGAAACGCCAAACCAGCAGCCUAAAAACACAGACGUGUACGAUUUCGCACCGUUCAGUGACAAGAGAAUGCUGGCAGUCAGCAAAACCGACCAAAUGCUGAGCUCCGAAAGUGCGACGCAUUGCCUGGUCUUCCAUAAAGACAAACACAAACACAAAUGCGCGCGCCAGGAUUUCAGGCCGGACCUGAAUCUGUGGUGCUGCGAUAGCUCCGAGGACGAGGACGAGCAAGUGUCGUUGAGCGAAAGCGACAGCCACCUAGGUUCCACAACUGGCCAUCUAUUGCCUACAGAGCGUCCCAACGUGCGCAGACUGGACACAGGUGUGUCUACGGAAAAAAUCGCACUCCGACGGUUCUGGAAUGGCUCGGACGCGAUGGACGUGCUGGAACCAAGUCAACUUCACGAUAUUUACUCGGUUCUGCAGCAGGAACAGGAGCUUAUUCACAAAUGCGAACGACAGAUCCAGCAAAACGAGCAUGUUUCGCCAGGAACCGAGGUGGAUUCUUACAAAUGGCUUCGAAAAUAUUGCCAAGUGGUCUCGGCCAGGGACGCUUGGAUGUGGACAGAACCAGACCUGAGCGGUGCGCGCACGGGCGGUGGUGGUGGUGUUCCUAGUAGUAGUACCAGCGCCGAUUACGUCGCGGCUGGCGCCAACACCACGUGA
Molecule: messenger RNA, 834 nt
Organism: Lachancea meyersii CBS 8951
Lineage: Eukaryota; Fungi; Ascomycota; Saccharomycetes; Saccharomycetales; Saccharomycetaceae
Source: the annotation of a GenBank genome assembly